Aspergillus welwitschiae is the source of this 402-nucleotide messenger RNA. RefSeq lists its product as uncharacterized. NCBI's taxonomy places the organism in Eukaryota, Fungi, Ascomycota, Eurotiomycetes, Eurotiales, Aspergillaceae. The transcript has a single exon. The record is from RefSeq and is a predicted model, not a curated record. Bases 149 to 310 code for a protein of 53 amino acids.
GUACGGGGGCGGCGUGUGGGUGGCUUUCUCGAGCACCUUUGCUCCAACUCUCCAGGCUCAAACCCAUCCUGAGUGGAAAGGCUUAGGCCCACAGCGAUUGGCUGCGUGUUUACAGAUCGAUGGAGCCCGGCCAUUAGCUUCUCUUCCGAUGAUUGGUCUCUCAGUUCAUUACGCCUCUCUGGAUCGUUGUGUGCAGCUUAUCCAUCCAAUUCCUCGUACUCACACAUGCCUUACAUGCCUACAUGAUGGAUACGCAACAUCUUGCCUUGGCCCCCUCAUUACACAGCGGGUGGAUAAACGGCUAGACUAACAUAUCGUCCUAUGCUAAAGUUUCCCAAAAUUGUCUAAAGAUGGAACCAGUAGUUAGUCGUCAUGACGGGCGCGUGUGUGCCCACGACGGAG